Bipolaris oryzae ATCC 44560 is the source of this 1437-nucleotide messenger RNA. RefSeq lists its product as uncharacterized. Lineage: Eukaryota; Fungi; Ascomycota; Dothideomycetes; Pleosporales; Pleosporaceae. The record is from RefSeq and is a predicted model, not a curated record. The transcript has 3 exons. Bases 1 to 1437 code for a protein of 478 amino acids.
AUGAGUGGCUCUAGUGAUCGAGCUGCACCUGCAUCGUCUUCAGAAGACCUAAGCAAUCUACAAUCUCUAGCAGCACUUCGAAGGAUUGAAAGAGCUCCACCACAUAUGUGGGAUGAGGAUCAACGGGAGCUGUUGGCCAUUCUGUAUAGGUGGUACGACAAUGCCGACCAAAAUACUCUUCCUCAGGUGUUCAACAAGGUUGUCGGCCUUGACCUUCGGGUGUCAGUCAUAAGGCAUCAAUUCGAGGGCCAUGUGUUGCUGUAUGGCGGACGCGCCUUUCCUGAGUACGCCCGGGUAAUGGCUAUUCCAUUUCACGACCCAGAAGGGCGGUACAAUGCUAUUUGUGAGAUUAUAGAAGCAACUGCGGCAGACUCGGGCAUCGAUUUACAGCGCAGAGACACAGAAAUUGCGUUCAACUCUGGUGCUGCGCGGUGGGCGAAGUCCCCGAGGACCAGAAGAUUGUAUAGGUCCCUGGUUCGCCGCGCUGCGCAAAAGGAGAAAGAAAAAGGUCGAAUUUCUCGAUCGACUCAAGCUGUUGUAUUGCCAUCAGAUCAGCAAGAAAUACCGAUACCAGAGUGCCUACUCGGGAAUAUAGUAUUGUACACAGACGACCAAGAUGAGGGGAUGUGGUCUGAUGUUGAAAACCCGAGCCCCAGCACAGCUUUAGUGGAAAAAUUGCGGUCCUCUAUAGAGCCUAUCAGGCGAAAAAUUGCGCUUCGCGUCUGGGACAAGAAUAGUAGAACCAUAUUCAGUAAAGAAGACGGAUUCGUCAGCCAAGCAUUUUCCAUCUGGCGUGGUGAAUAUCCGCCUCCAUUCACUCCAGACGGUGAGGGCAGGGCUGCACUGAAGUUGUUGACCAACUUGCAUUUGUGCUUGAAGGGCGGGGCAUCCACUUUUGUUUCCUUGUCUACAAGCUUACUACAGGCUUUGGUCAAAGCAAGCACCAUGGAUGACCCAUGGAUAGCGAUCGAACGCAUGGUAUGGGCCUCGGUAUCCGCUGAAGCAAUCCUACACCACUUCUCGAUCUCCGACCUGCAAAACCUAGCAGACGCUGAUGAUGUCUGCUCCCAACUUCUCAACCUAUUCGCAUUCCAACCCCAUAGACGCACACGCCAUGUUUCUGAUUGCAUGCGCGAGCAGUGCAAUACUAUCACCACGCAUACUGUACGAGCAGUAGCUUCCAUUGCGCGGGCUUUCGGCAUGCAUCGCGAGCGUGUCAGUCUCGCUCAUAUUCAAGGUUUCAUCGCUGCUCUUAUCGACUCAUUCCAACUUCGUUACAACGAGACAGGAGAUGCUCACUCGAGUAACGUCGCACACAACUUUGCAGUGACGCUUCGGUCACGCGUUCACAAUGUUGAAGAGGUUGCCCUGUCGUUUCUGGAGGGCACCAGGCAGGGCAACGAUGUCAUUGCGUACUACUCGCGUCGUCGGUCGUAG